Molecule: messenger RNA, 2332 nt
Organism: Perca flavescens (yellow perch)
Lineage: Eukaryota; Metazoa; Chordata; Actinopteri; Perciformes; Percidae
Product: THAP domain-containing protein 6-like
Exons: 8
Coding region: 20-901 (293 amino acids)
Source: RefSeq, a predicted model, not a curated record
UAGCAACAGAAGAAACAAGAUGCCAGAGCAUUGUGCAUCGUACUCCUGCUCAAAUCGGCGGACUAUUGAAAACAGGGCUUGGGGGAUUACUUUUCACAAGUUUCCCAAGAAUAAAGAUGUGAGGAAGAAGUGGGAAGUGGCUAUGAGGAGGGAAGGAUUUACUGCCACUUGUUCCUCAGUGCUUUGCAGUCACCAUUUCAAGGAAGAAGAUUUUGAUAGGACGGGUCAGAUUGUUCGACUCCGAGAUGGUGUUAUUCCAUCCGUCUUCAGCUUCCCAGUUCACCUCCAAAGAUUGGAAAAGGGCAGGGCUACGUCUACCUCCAGAAGAGCUGAAGAAAGCCUGUCCGUGGCCUCUCAGGAUUCCCAAGAAAUGUCAACCUCACACCCACAACCUCAGGCUAAUGAUGAUCAUGGCUAUGCCUUGCCUGCGUCUCCUACCGCUCUUAAGACCAGACUCAAUGAGGCCUUGGCAAGAGUGGAAAGUCUGGAGCAAGACAAGAAGAAUGCCAUGGCCAGAGAAAAGAGGGCACAGACCACAGUAAAGAGUCUUUUGGGGGAUUUGAGGGAAAAGAACCUCAUUAAUGAAGAGCUCCAAGAGAAGCUUGAAUUCUACUCCGAUCUUCAGAUAGACCUCAUGGCAAAGCAGUGUCAUGAGUACACAAAGGACUAUAGAGAGUUUGCGCUCACGCUCCAUCUACAUGGUCCAAAGGCAUACAAAUACCUCCGAGAGACUCAACAUUUUCCCCUCCCACAUCCACAUACAUUACAAAGGUGGUUGCGUUCGGUGGAUGCCAAGCCUAGUCUGAACAAGAUGAUGCUGGAUAUGCUGGAGAGAAGAUGCCAAGCAGUGUGUUUCACUCAUGUUGGAUGCCAUGUCCCUCAGAAAACAUGUGCAAUAUAAUCCACAUACCCAGUCAAUGUCUGGUUUUGUAGACAUGGGUGAUGGAAUCAGUGAGACUGAUUUUGCUACUGAGGCUCUUGUGUUCAUGGUGGUUGGCCUACAAGGACAUUGGAAGGCUCCCAUAGCUUACUUCCUGACUAAGUCUCUCUCUCCAUAAACACAAAGGGUCCUUCUCAGUCAUGCUUUGGAGGAAUUGCAUGCACGGGGCAUGCCUCCAAUGUCAGCAUGUGCAACCAACUUGGGUGUGAGCUGAAGGGAGACCCACGAGAGCUGCUUCAAACCAGUUUCUCGCAUCCAGUGACUGGCAAGAAAGUUUUUGUAAUGAUGGACGGUGGUCACAUGCUCAAGUUGGCACGUAAUAUGUUGCAGGCAUACAGUUCAAUUGCAACGACCACUGGACAGAUCAAUUGGAAGUACAUCAAUCAUCUCAAUGACGUGCAAAAAAAAGAUGGACUUCAUGCUGCCAAUAAAAUUAUAGACAAACAUGUCUACUUUGAGAACCACAAGAUGAGGGUGUCCCUGGCUGCACAGACACUGAGUCGCUCCGUGUCAGUGGCUCUCCGCGCAAUGAGGGAUCUUGGGUACUUUCAGUUUAAGGACUGUGAGGCAACGGCAGAAUUCAUUGAGAUUAUUGACGGGCUCUUCAAUACAAUGAAUGGACGCAAUCCUCGUGCCAAAGGAUUCAAAGCUCCCUUGGGUGCUCUGAAUUGGAUGGAGAGGAAAGCAUUUUUGUCAAGAGCCAGGGAGUACUUGCUCACUUUGGUGACAAAAGAUGGAACACCCCUUCACCGAUCUAAGAGGUCUAUUAUAUUAGUGCUUGUUAAGUUCAUGACAUGAGUUCAACGAUACUCUGUUCCCCCUAUGCAUCGAGUUCCUAAGAUGCUGCGUUCUGUUAUGCAUCGAGUUCCUAAGAUGCUGCGUUCUGUUAUGCAUCGAGUUCCUAAGAUGCUGCGUUCUGUUAUGCAUCGAGUUCCUAAGAUGCUCCUAAGUUUUGUUUAUGUCUGAAUUAUCUUGUAAUCAGUGUGUUUUUCAGGUCCUAGAUGCUAUCUUGUCCUAUGUCCUAUGAUGUUAUCUUGUUUAAAUGUUUUUCAAUAUGCAGUUUUGUUUUUGUUGGAAUUAUCUUGUAUUCAGUGUGUUUCAGGUCCUAGAUGUUUCUAAAUGGUAUGUAUUACACAACAUCAAGUACAUGUAGGUGUCAAAAUGGUAGGUAUUGGUAGGUAUUGCAUGUGUUCCCAAGUUCUCCCAGUUCUGCAAUUACAUUGUUCCAAGUUAUUGUUCCAUUGUUUACAAGUAUACUGUAUAAGUUAAACAAGACACUGAUCCCAUUCCUAAAAACAUGGAUGCAAACUAAUUAUCUAUCCGCCCUGGUAGCUGUUUACCAUUUUCAUUCUCUGUGAGUUUGCACCCCUGUGAUAGGCACUCAAGAAUGGG